AGAAUUGCUCAAUAAUUUCCCAUAGCCGAGUAACGUUAGUAAAACACUUUUGCAACGAAUCACAAAUUGUAGUAUAAGUUACAAAAUCGGCAUAAUCUGAAGCGGAAUAACACCAAAAAAACAAAUAGAACAGAACAGUAAAAAAAAGCAUUUGAAUAUCGUGUGUGAGCCCUGCACUAGGAAGAGUACAAAAGAAGAUCGAAAAUGUUGGCACAUUUGUUGCGUGGCUGCCAGCGUGUGGGCUGGCGCCCAAUGGCACAGCGCUAUUACUGCUUAGAUCUGGUCUACAAGGAUGACUACGUUGAGAAGUUGCGGCAUAGCUACUACGCGGAGGAGCGCAGCAAUAUUUUGUUGCCCACAUACAAGAAGGCCAUGCUCUAUCCGGACGAUCUGGCCAUUAGGGAUAACGUGGGGGAGUACACCUACUUCCAGCUGUAUAUGGCAGCCAAGCGACUGUCCAUACAGAUAUCCAAUAUAUGCGGCAGCGGCGCUUCGGCGCCCGUGGGAUUUUUCUGUGCCAACAAUGCAAUGUGGAUUGUGAUGCUGUGGAGCUGCUGGAUGUCCGGCCAGGUGGCAGUGCCACUUCGUACACGCCCAUGUCUGAAACUGUUGCGUCUGCAGGCGAUCGAUUGUCAGGCAAAUCUAUUGAUUGGCACACCCGAAAACGCCAGCAUUAUCGAGGAACUAGCGAAGGAUCUGAAAGCAGCUACCAUUAUGCUGAACCAUGACUUUGUGCCGCCCAUGAAGGAGAUCUCCUCGACAACGACGUACGCCCAGCAGCUGGUAAUCACCGAAGAUUCGGGCGUACUGAUGCCUGAGGCCAUGCUGCCCAAUGACUUCUACGAGAACAGCAUGGCCAUGAUGCUGUACACGUCCAGCGAGACGCAAGCCCCCAAGCCGGUGAUGCUCACCCAUCGCAAUGUCGAUGCCCAGAUCCGUUGCCUGAUCGACACCUGGCGCCUGGGGCCCAACGACACGCUGCUGCCCGUUCUGCCGAUGCUGCACAUGCACAUUGCCAUUGGGGCAGUGCUGCAUGUGGGCGGCAAUGUGGUGCUCCAGGGUGGCUUCAACACCAGCAGCAUCUGGAACUCACUGCUGGGCGUCAAUCUGUCGACCAAGAAGCGCUGCACCUGCUUCCUGGCCAUGCCCAUCGUGUACAAGCAAAUGAUUGCCGAAUACGAAAAGAUGUUCCUCAAGGACACGCGCAUGGUGGAGUACAUCAAGAAGCACUGCAGCGAGAAAAUGCGCAUAAUGGCCACCGGCUUUGCCAUGCUGCCCGAUUCGGUAUUCGAGAGCUGGCGCGAUAUUACCGGCCAUCACAUCCUCGAGUACUACGGCAUGCUGGAGACGGGCUUCGUUCUGGGCCAUGCCAUCGAGGAGGCUCCCAAGGAGCUGCCCAAAGUGGCUAACCCAAAACGUGUGCCCAAACCACCGCCCAAAUCGUUUCCACCCAACUACAAGACGGGCACGCUGGGCAACCCACUCCAGGGGGUCACUGCCCGCCUGAUGAGCGCCACGGGCAAGGAGAUUUUCAAGUGCCAAAACCAUGUCGGUGGUGCCAUCAAAACGGGGCCCCUGAGCGAUGCCUCCGAAAUUCCAGUCCCGAAUUUUGAUCCCAACAAAGCCGUGGCCAUUGGACUGCUCGAGAUUGCCUGCAAGCAUCUGCCGCUUGUGCCGCUCCCAGCCGGAAAGCAGUGUGCGGAAGUGGCGGAGAGCUUCGUACCCACCGGCGACAUCUGCGCCUUUUACAAUGACAACUUCUACUUCAUUAGCAAGGCGUGCGAUGUGAUAACCGUCGGCGGUCUCAAGCUCAACGGCUCCGAGGUGAAGAAGGUGCUGCUCUCGCAUCCGAAAAUCAACGAUGUGGCCGUGCUGGCCAUCCCGAAUACGGUGUGGGGCAAUCGGCUCUGUGUCAUUUGCAUUGUCUCGCCCAAUGUGGACAUUGAGUUGGAGUCCAUCGAGACCUAUUGCCGGGAGCACUUGCCAUCCUACAAGUGUCCUCAGGUCGUAAAGGUGGUCAUUGCCAAGUAGUGGGCUCGGACAUUUCGGACUCCUUCGGGAGCCAAGCCAUUUCCCAAUAAGGAAAUGUCAGGCAUUGCCACGACAUGCAAUGAUCUCUUGUUGAACUUUUAAUUUGAUUUUGAGAUUGUGCUAAAGUCAAAGCAUUAAAAAUUUCUAUUAAAUCACAUUACUACUGA
Messenger RNA from Drosophila obscura, 2198 nucleotides. RefSeq names its product malonate--CoA ligase ACSF3, mitochondrial (gene Acsf3). The coding region runs from base 205 to 2031 and encodes 608 amino acids. The record is from RefSeq and is a predicted model, not a curated record. The transcript has 3 exons. Gene Ontology annotation, molecular function: medium-chain fatty acid-CoA ligase activity. Lineage: Eukaryota; Metazoa; Arthropoda; Insecta; Diptera; Drosophilidae. Gene Ontology annotation, biological process: fatty acid metabolic process.